GCAUCAGGCGAGGGAGCGCGCUGCUGUGAAUUUUAAUGCUUCUACCGGGGAAUCCCUCCCGCCUCCUCUUUUUGGAUGAGAUCCUCGAGGAAAGACCCAGAACACAGCGAGGAGGAGGAGGAGAGGGACGGCACUGGGGGGAGCGGCCGGGCGAGGGGGGCCGGCAGCCGCGGGCUGCAGUUCGGGAAGGUGGCGAGGCCGACGCCGAGGCGGGCAGAGGGGCGGGUGGGGAGCGCGGAGCCAUGGGGGAGGAAGGAUGACUCGGGGCGUGUUUCUCUGCCUGACCCCGGCGCGGCAGCAGCAGCAGCAGCAGGAGCCGGAGAGCCGCGGUCCCGCGGCCACAUGCACCCGCCGGCACCCCCCGGGACCGGCCGCGACGGGGACGACAGCGAGGUGAUCCCGCUGCUGCCGGGUCCCGGCGAGAGGCAGAACCCGCGGCUCGGCAGCUAGAUCGCCUCGCCAUCCGCAUCCCCGAGAGGAGGAGGAGGAGGGAGCUAGGCGGCGAGCCCCGGGUGGUGAGCCGGCCGCCGCCGGCACAGCCGCCGCUCCCCCCCCCCCCCCGCCUCACCCCACGCACCCCUCCAUGGAUAAAGCGGGCUCGCUGCACACCUCGGUGCCCACGCCGCCGCCCCGGCUCUACCUGCCGCGCAACUUCAGCUGCAGCGCUUGCCUGUAUGGCAGCCUGGCCGAGCAGUGCAAGGGGGGCUGCAGCCCCGACGGCGACGCCGCCGCCCCCCCGCCGCCCGUGGUGCGGGAAGCGGCGGGCGACAAGCCUCCGCCGUCCCGCGGCCGGGAGCCCACGCUGCCCGCCGUGCCCCCCAGCCCCACGCAGCGCCGCCGCGCCAAAUCGCUGCCCACGCCCGGCGACCGCAGCCUGCGCCCGGCGCUGCAGCAGAGCCCGUCCCGCCGCAAGACCGUGCGGUUCGCCGACUCCCUCGGCCUGGAGCUCACCUCCGUGCGCCACUUCUGCGAAGCCGACCUGCCGCAGGUUCCGCCGCCACGCACCGCCGACCGCUUCAAGACCAGAAAACCGCCGGCGCUGGGCGACCUGGAGCCGGUGCUGUUCGGGCCGCCGCCGCCGCUGUUGGAGCCGCUCUUCCCGCCGCAGCCCGGCUCCAGCCCCGGCUUCGCGGAGCGGGUGCGGCAGCACAAGGUGAGGCUGGAGUGGGUGCGGGCCGAGCCGGCGGGGCUCCGCGGGGCCGUGCGCGUCCUCAACCUGGCCUACGAGAAGGCCGUGUCGGUGCGCUACACGCUCAACGGCUGGGCCAGCUGCGCCGAGGUGCCCGCCGCCUACCAGCCGCCCGGCCCGGCGGACGGCCUCACCGACCGCUUCGCCUUCCUCCUGCCCUUGGUCGCCGCCUCCGAGGCCGAGCUGGAGUUCGCCGUCCGCUACCGCGUCGCCGGCGCCGAGUAUUGGGACAACAACGAAGGCGCGAACUAUCGGCUGCGGGGCCGGCAGCGCGUCCCGCCCGCCGCUGGUCCCCCGCAGGACCCCGACAGCACCGCCUGGAUCCACUUCAUCUGAGGGGGUGCGGGGGCUGCCUCAGCGCCGAAGGGAGCGCGGAGCCCCGCGGAAGGGAAGGGCGGGCCGGUCCUGCCCCCGCUGAGGGGAGCAGGUCCUGCCCCCGCUGAGGGGAGCAGGACCCUCACCGCGGGGCUCGGCGCCCCUCCGGCACAGUGCAGGCCUCGCCUCCAGCCGCUUCCCUGUAAGCCGCCUGAAGGUAUUUCCCUGAAUUCUGUUUACAAAUGGAUAAUUUAUAUUUUUUAUUUCACUACUGAUGUCGAGGGGGAAACCUUGCAGGCUACCACGGGGGUUGUCGGCAGGGAGGCCCGGUGUGCGGCCGACGUGCGUUUCCCGCCUCAGUCUCCCCGUGGCUCCCGCCAAAGCACCUGCCCAGCCCGGCCCUGCGGCGAGGGGCCGCGGGGCCUUGGCAGAAUUUACUGGUCAGGACCAGAAUCCGCAGGGGCAAACAGAUGCUCCCGGGUGCCGGAGGUCAGGAUCAACUGCUGUCACCUCUGCAGGGUCAGGCCCUGGAAACACGGAGGGCACCUGGCCAGCCGUCCUGUUUGCCUCAUCCUGCUUAAGCGGAGCCCGCUCUGGCGAGGUGCUGCAUCCCUCUUCACACCCUCACUCACCCACUCCUGUUAAUUACCCUGCGGGGUUGAGGGCCUGAUAGGACAAGGUUAAGGGACAGAUUACCGUUUUGAACCCAAAAAGACAACAAUACAGAUGCCCCCGGUGUAGCUGUGCUUCAUCAUGCUGUAAAAAAUGAUUAAUCGGUCAAAACAAAGGUAGACGUAUUUAAAUUUUGAACCCAGUUUCAUGUGUUUAAACAUAUUUAGAAAAGAAAACUAACAUCACCUGCUAAUGAAAUGCAACCCACUGAAGGAUUUUUUUAAAAAGCAAGUAUUUUGUUUUAAAAUUCACGUGGCAUGUUGUUGCAACGGUUUGUCAGGAUCUGAUGUUUGUUUCAGUAGGGUUGGUCCCAUAAAGCUGCUUGUGUUCAGGUCAGCUGGAAAGUCAUGGCAUUGCACCAAAGGAACUAGAGGUGGCAAGACUUGAAUCCAUAAUUCUAGUCUGCAUCCCAAGCAAUGUUUUAAUUUUUAUUCUUAUUAAUAGUUUAAUGUAAUUUCUUAUGCUAAAGUAUCAGUGCAGGAGCCUGCUUUCUGAAAAACAAAAUGCUCCAAAUUUUUCAUACUACUUUCAGUAAGUGACAGAUUUCACAAAACUGGUAAAAUUUAGUUGGACAAGUUGAAGGAAUUCAUCUUGCCAUAUAAAAAUAUAUCAGUAAACAUGACAGAGCAUGCUGACUUCUGCAUUCAAAGGCAUGUUUUAAAUUGUAUUAGCAGUAAACACAGUCUUUUUAAACUGUUCAGGACUUCAGUUGAAUAUAGGUUGCGCUGGUGCCAAAUCUGGGUGCUAAUUUCCCAGGAUUCAGGCAUGUAUGGAUUUGCAGGAGAGUUCCCUCUCCUGCAAAUAUGACUUCUGAGACUGCUAAAACUAAUGUCAGCGUGAUCUUCUGAUGAUGAAAGGCUGUAAGAUCAGGUCUUUAAUGUUUUCAAUCUUCUGUAGAUUGUUUAGGAGUGAAAUGUGAUUUUUUUUUUUUUUUUUUUUAACUGCAUUUUUGUGUUCCUUGAAAUGGUCAAGUGUCCCAAACAGCUCGGGUGAUGUGAAGGUCUCACAGAACCUUUUGACACACUUUUUCCCCUGAGACUCUAGUUCAGUCAGAAUAAUUAAACUGUUAAAUUCUGGGGGAGAAAAAAAAAAAAAAAAAAAAAAGCCUGUAAACCUGAUAGGAAAAGAGUAUUUAAUUUAAUUUCUCUAGAUCAUUGUUUCUGCUUAAUAGAAAAUAAUAGCAAGACUACCUUCUGCAGUAUUCAUAACUUGAUUUUAAUUUCCCAGUCACUUUUCUAAUCCCUUUUUUUUACUAGAAGCAGAAUAUAGAAGUGUACUGUCAACUUCUGAGUAUUUAGCGUUUUAGCAUAUUAAGGCCCUGAUAUUUUAAUAAAAUAAUCCUAUAUAUUGCUAAUACACAUUUAUAAAGCUAGAACUGCGGAAGUAGGGGUCUUAAAACUUUCAUGAUUAAAGCAUAUUAAGUGGUGUAUUUGAUAAGGAAAGCCCAAGUGUCUUUUAGUUAAACUUAUUUUUUUAUAGGAGCCUUAAUACUGGAGAGAAGGAAAAGGACUUGUCUCCAUUUGAAAGCACUUUGAAAUCUGGUGGAAAUACACCAAACAUCUUUUUAUUUAUGUGUUUCUUUUUCUUGGCCUUUUUUACCCAAAUAAUGAACCAACAACUGUUCUGUAGAUUGAUGAAAACGCUUGGAGAAAAAAGUAGCUUCUAUGCAUAUUAUAUUAACUGUGUUGCGACUUUGCUUAUAAGGUUUUAACGAGAUUUCCUGUUUACUGUUUCAGUGGCUUUAGAAACAUGAGCAGUGCUAAAACCAUUUUAACAAUGAAUAACUCUAAUUCUAGAGCUUCAAAACUAUUUUCCAGUGAAUGGCAGUUUUCAUUGUCAUUUCAUUUAUUCAGCAUCUGCAGGUCUCUAAUCAUUUAAAAAUCUCCUUAUAGAAACUAUGGCUUAAACUCUUUAAAUUUGGAAUACCUAAAUGGUACCUAAAACUCUUUUGGAAUACCUAAACAUCCGUUCGUGCAUCAAGUUCACUAGCAAAUUGUUGUAUUACCUUUUUUUUUUUUUUUAAUCAUGACUUAGGUAAAAUUACUGUUGCUGUCAGUUGAAAUAUUUUCUAGGUAAAAUGGGGCUAUGAAUUUAUAAUACUGUUAAUAUAUUAUUAUUAUUCUUUUAUUUAUGACCCCAUUGGUCAAACACAAAUCUGGUUAUUAAACUUUUGAGAAUGUAGCAUACCAGAAGAAAGCUUUGCAAAACAGAAUCUCCUGAGAUGUCAAGCAGUUAAGCCUGUCCUCAACACUAAAUUUUGUGAGUAACUUUACAGGAUUGAAUUUGAUUACAGAUUGUUGAUGAUAUGUAUUCAAGUCCAGUAAAAGACAUGGGCUUCUAGAAGCAUUUAUAAACACCUACUUUUUAAAGUGUGGAAAGGUAAGGCUGUGCCCAGUCAUCUUUGACCAGAGUAUGCUAUUGAUGAAGUCUGUGGAAGAAGUUUGAGGUGUUUUAAUAGAAAUUUAUCAGUGGUAUAUGCCAAAACUUGAACAUCUUUGAUUACACAUUUUCACUUCUAUCACAUUAAUUUAUUUCCAAGCAAGAUUUAUAUAGAUUUCCAAAGCCAUGUUCAGUUACAAUGACCAUAAAUAUUUUUUUCAUUUGCAGUGUUCACGUAUGGCUUCCAAUCCCUUGGAUUUCAAUCUGAUGCUAUUUGUGGCUUGAUAGAAACAUUGUGAUAAAUGGAGAUGAAAUAAAAAUCCCAAAUAACAAUUAAAUAAUAUUUAUAGAAAUUAUGACUUUGAGGAGAAAAACCUGUAUUGAGGAAGAUAAUUUUCAAGUUGGUAGGACAGCAAUCAUUUUAAUGGGAGCAGGAGCAACAACUUUUUUAAAAAUCACAUUUCUAAAGAAUAUUGUUCCACAAAAUGAGCUUUCACAGGCAAAGUAGAAUAUUUGAAAUUUUUCAAGCCAACCUUUUUCUGGAAAAGAUGUCAGCUCUUUGUAUUUUCAUUUGCAUGAAUAGAGCCCAUGCCACUUUCCUUUCCAAGUGACACUAGAAUGGUUUAGGCAAGGCAAUAAUCCUUAGGUCAUGUACUUCACUUUGAAGUGAAUUAUUCAUUGUUUAUGUCUCUGCAGAGGUAAAAAUGUGUCUGUCAUUUAUUGUGCAAAAUUGUAGCUUUAUGAAAUGUGCCAUGUUAUUUUACGUGCAAUAUUAUGAUACUAUGUACAGUGAGUCAAAUUGUACUGUAUGUCUGAUAUACAUCGAUGUUUGCCACUUCGCACUUAAACCGGUAGAUUUUUUGCAUGUGUUUCUAUACCUUUCAUGGCAGUAUUUUGGAAAUCUACCCCAAUUAUUAAAAAUCCUAAAAGGAGUCAGAACUAUUGAGUGUAAGUGGAAUUUCGGCUAGAUAAACAUAUUACUAUUUAUUAACAUAAAAUCCGUAACUGAAACUGUUGUAUUCAUUUUCAAUAAAUGUACAUAAUUUCAGGUAAAUUAAUUUUUUUUCUCCUUUUGCCAUUUGCAAGUAGCUUUCUGAUGUGAACGUGUGUGCCACGGUAUUUCAGUAAACAACAGAAUAAGUGCAUGCUCUUUGUUUCAGCAUAUGUGAAGGGAAAAUGUAUCAUUUGAAUGAACAAAUGUCUAUUCAUGCAUAAGCAGGAUCUCUUUACAGAUACAUGGAAUGUUUUUCCAAAACACCAACAGGCAAACAUCUGCUAAUUCUGUAUUUUAUUAUAAAGUAACCUACAGAAAUACUCAGAAUCUACUUUUUAACAUAUUAUUAAAUAUAUAUUGAAAUUUUGCUGUGCCUUUCAACAUUUCCUGGGAAGAAAUCUCACAUGUUCUUUAGCUUUCUCACCAAAAGUCCAAUAAUGGCUUUGUCAUCAAAAUUAAAUUUAUACUAAAAAUAUAAUAAUCAAUUCUAAUUCCUGAUGCAUUUUCAGCUGUGCCAGAAAUCUGUAGCAGCCAGAAGAAUUUGAUAAUAUUUUCCCAUAUUACAGUGAAAGAAACAACAGUCAGAAAUAUGUCUUCCCGGCACACCUCUACAAUUAUGUGGUUAAGGAAAAAAAAAACAGCUAUGACUAUUGUUAAUAUAACAAAAUAUAUUUAUGGUAUAUAUUCACCUCUUACACAGAUAUUCUAAAUAUAUAUACUAUCUGAAACCAGAAAUUCUAGUUUUUUAUGAAAUCUAUUUGUGGAGACACGGUCUUUUCAGCUUUUACUGUUACUUAUCUGAUCCUACCUGAUGAUAAUGUUAAAACUUCGGAAUGGAUUUAAUCUGUCUGCACAGUUUGUAUCACGAAAUAAAAGUGCUCACUGUAAGGUAUAUCUGGAAAAAAUUACUUUUACCUUCCAAUUAUAUUGCAUGGCUUUCUGGCAAAUUAUCAGUAAUUCUGUUUUCUGUAUGCACUUCAUGUGUACAUGUUCUCAGUAUAUGAAAGGAUUACUUAAUGAAAUUAAAAUAUUUUUGAGCACUGAAAUUAAGGUUUUUCAAACAUAAAUAGUUUAAAGUAGAAAAUAGAGUCAAUUUUUAUGUAAAAUAAAAAACCCUAGCCUUAUAUAGAGCUGAUCAGUAUUUUUUUUAAAUAGAAGAUAGUGACAGUUUUCAAAAUGAAACAUGUUCAGGGAAACAUACCUGUUUCAAUAGGAAAGUUUUCUCGGUUCAGCUUAUAGGAGAGAAUUGCCCUAAAAUAGUGAAGUGGUAAGGGUACUUCCUUAAAUCAGUAUAUGGACUUGAAAGUAGGUCUUCCAUGAUCCAAGUGAAUACUGAGCUAUAAAAACAUUGGCUAUUGGUUGGGCUCUUUCUUUAUCUAACUUAUAAAUACAAUUUUUAACUUAUUUUAGAGACAAUUCUUGACCCUGGAUUUCCCCAUCUUGUAUGACUAUCCUGUUCAUUCAGCUACCCUGGCUUUUGUUUGAGCUUUCUGUUGAGACAGGUUUGAUUUUAUUUUUAUGUAACAUAGGAAGAUAAUUACAUUAUAUGUUGGGGGUGAAGGCAGAGGAAAACUCUUUUCCUUUCAAUUUUAGUUUUUUUUUAAUAUUAAACAAUAGCAUGCAGAAUAAAAAUGUGCUUGAAAUAAUACAUGCACUAGCAAUUCCAAAGAAUAUAGCUAAGAAAAAUGUCAAAUGUGAGAUGUGAUUUUUCUAAAAACAUAUGUGCUUUGAAUUAGUAAGGCAGGGAGAAAGUCCUAGUCUCCAGUGCAAAUGUAUUAAUACCAGGGAUUUCCUUCUAUGCAAUAUUAUGGUGCACCUGGUUUUUUAGCUAUUGACUUGAUUGGUGUAGUUGAUGUAUUGGUGUGUUGUGUAUAGAAUAUUCUGUUACAAGUGUCACUGAGGAAACUGUAUGUCUUAAACACUGUUAUAUCUUUAGGUUCUUUUAUGUUCAAUCUGACUUCACUCAGUCAUAAUCAUACUCUGUUGAAUAACAGUAACAAGACAAUAUUUCAUAAAAUCAUGUAAGGGAGUAUCAUGCAUUAUACUUUUUAUCACCUUCUAGGACAAAAAGUUGUGUUAUUGUUGUGAGUUUUAAAAUUUUUAUAUUUAUGUAUCUUAAAAUUAAGCCAAAUUGUAUUAUACUUUUAAACUCAGAGAGCUAAUAUGUAUGUUUUUAAAGCUGAUCAAAAGUAGUAAAACUAAAAUUGGUUGGGAUUACUCGUAAGUCUAGUUUCUAAACUGUGGUAUAACAAAUGUUUGUGUAUAUCCUGUAACUGGCUUUACGGAGGUGCACCCUGACAUGAAGUUCAUGCAUUUUAAGUUUGAUACAAAAUAAGCUCUACCUGUGUGCAAAACCUGCCAUGAAUCCAUGUUGUAAUUCAGGAAAAUUGACUGCUGUGACAGAACAUCACUGUUCUUGGAAUGGUUUAAACAAACCUAACCCCUCCCUUACAGUGUUACACAAAUUGUUUCUCUCUGUAAUGGAGAUGCUGUCUGUUGAAGACAGUGUUCUUUAACAUGCAAGUUUUUAUUACUGUUUCUUUGAUUUACCUUGACUUUGUUUAAAAAAAAAAAAAGUAAUUGUUUCUUAACUUUGUGCUUUAGUAAAUUAGUUUUGGUUGUAGUUUCUUCUGCAAUGUUUAUAUUUCACCAAGUAAUGUUUGUUUCUGGUGUUUGUAAAAGUAAUAUCACCAAAAGUUAAAAAUCAAUGUUUUCUAAUAAUGCCUUGUAAUUUACCUAGCCUUACAGUAUUUCAGACAAUUUUCCACCAAAACUACAUCUAGUCACUGGUCACAAUUAUGAAAAAUAUAUAUUUAUAAACCUGUUGCUUCUAGCUGUCAUUAAAGAUUAAUGAUACAAA
Tyto alba (common barn owl) is the source of this 8409-nucleotide messenger RNA. Its product is annotated as protein phosphatase 1 regulatory subunit 3E-like. The transcript has a single exon. The record is from RefSeq and is a predicted model, not a curated record. Gene Ontology annotation, cellular component: protein phosphatase type 1 complex. Lineage: Eukaryota; Metazoa; Chordata; Aves; Strigiformes; Tytonidae. Bases 584 to 1525 code for a protein of 313 amino acids. Gene Ontology annotation, biological process: regulation of glycogen biosynthetic process. Gene Ontology annotation, molecular function: protein phosphatase 1 binding; glycogen binding.